Molecule: messenger RNA, 3389 nt
Organism: Tupaia belangeri chinensis (Chinese tree shrew)
Lineage: Eukaryota; Metazoa; Chordata; Mammalia; Scandentia; Tupaiidae
Gene: CEP131
Product: centrosomal protein 131
Biological process (GO): regulation of centrosome duplication; intraciliary transport involved in cilium assembly; cilium assembly
Cellular component (GO): centriolar satellite
Source: RefSeq, a predicted model, not a curated record
CCUCUUGGGCCACCAUGAAAGGCUUGCGGGCCACCAGCCAGCCCCCAGAGGGCAGCCUGGACGGUGCGGACCUGAGUCUGACGGGCCUCCCACCUCCGGUGUCCAGGCGCCCCAGCAGCGCCUCUGCCGCCAGACCCAUGAUCCGCUCCAUCUCGGCCACCGCCAGCAGUGAGCCAAGGAGGAAGGUGCCGGAGGCUGUGGGGCUGGGUGGCCCCCGGGCCAUCAACAACCUCCGACGAUCUAACAGUGCCACGCAGGUCAGCCGGCCGCGGAGCAGCCCGCCCAGGCCAGCGGAGCCCCCCAGCCUGCUGCUGCUCUCUGAGGACAGCCCUGGCGGCAGGAGGAGGAUGGCGACUAGCCUGAGCGAGGCGUCCAGCGAGCAAGAGGCCACGUGGGAUGUCCCGGGUGACCAGCCCAGAGGCCUGGCCUUGCCGUCCGACCCUGGGCGCUCCAGCACCCUUGAGCCAGCAGGGGGCCCACGCAGGAAAGAAGGCACCGUGGUCCUGGCGCCCAGCUUCACAGCUAAUAACAGGAGCAACAAGGGAGCUGUGGGCAACUGCGUCACCACCAUGGUGCACAACCACCACGCCCCCUCGGAGAGGACACCGCCCCCCAAGAGCUCCAACCAGGCUGCCCCCGUUCUUAACAACAUCCUCAAGGCAGCCUCUGAUGAGGGCCACGGCCGCAGCGACGGUGUGGGGCCACCCCCGAAGAAUGUGUCCGGCAGUAGCCGCGCUGGCCAGAGAGACGCCGGGGACCCCAUGGGCCUGCUCAAGCGGGAGGAAGUGACCAUGGAGGAGGCUGAGAGGUUCAUCCACCAAGUGAACAAGGCAGCCGCCACCAUCCAGCGCUGGUACCGCCACCAGGUGCAGCAGCGUCGAGUGGGAGCUGCCCGCCUGGAAUGCCUGCUGCGGUCCAAGCGAGAGGAGCGGCGGCAGCGACCAGAUGCGGGGAACCUCCUCGAUGCGCAUCGGCAGAAGGAGGCUGCAAGGAGGAAGGCCCGGGAGGAGAAAGCCCGCCAGGCCAGGCAGGCCGCCAUCCAGGAGCUGCAGCAGAAGCGGGCCCGGAAGGCAGAUGAUGCGGAGCUCAGGCUGCCCCAGGAGCCCCGAGGGCUCAGAGCACUGGGGAGGCCACAGUCCACUCGGGAGCUGCCCCAGCCGCAGGGCAGAGCCGCCCACCAGGCCCUCAGCGCUGACAGAGGUUCUGGCCUCCAUACCGCAGGCCCCGGGGGCCCCUGCCUGCUCUCCAGCUCGUCCCCAGAGCCCCAGCAGUCUCCAGAGGAGAAGCCACAGGAGGUCCCCUCCCAGGGUGUGGCCUGCGAGGUGCUGGGGACGAGAGGCCCCUCGAGGAGCAGGGCCAGGUCCAGGGUGGCCCUGGACGAGCUGCUCGACACGCUGGCACUGCUGGAGGGGGAGCCGGAGCUGCAGCCCUUGCCCUGGGGGAGCCGCAAGGACAGACACGCUGGGCCUGAUGAGGAGGACAACGCCAGCCCCCUGAAGGCCGAUAGCCUGGGGAGGGCCAGGAAGCUGAGCGUGCCCACCAGUCCCCCUGAGAAAGGGGUGCUGCUCUCCGAGGCCAGGCUGCAGAGCAUCGUGAGCUUCCUGGAUGAGAUGGAGAAGUCGGAGCGGGACCGGCCAGCCCUGCAGCCGGAGGGGCUGGAGGCGGGGCGGGGGGGGCUGGAGUCGGCGUCUGAGGUGAGCGCGCCCGUGCUGCGGCUGCAGCUGGAGGUGGAGGAGGAAAAGCAGGCAAUGGUGCUGCUGCAGAGAGCCCUGGCGCAGCAGCGAGACCUCAACACCCAGCGGGUGCAGGAGGCAGAGAGGGAGCUGGGCCGGCAGCUGCAGCGGGAGAAGGAGUACCACGAGGCCACCGUCCAGCGGCACCUGUCCUUCAUUGACCAGCUGAUUGAUGAUAAGAAGCUCCUGAGUGACAAGUGUGAAGCGCUGGUGGCGGAGCUGAAGCGGAGGGACCAGCGGUGCAGGGAGCAGGCGGCCCGGAUGCAGGAGCAGCAUGAGCUGGAGAUGAAGAAGCUCAAGGAGCAGAUGAGCGCCUCGGAGAAGGUGCGCAGGGAGAGGUGGAUCAGUGAGAAGACCAGGAAGAUCAAGGAGGUCACAGUCAGAGGCCUGGAGCCGGAGAUCCAGAAGCUCAUCGCCAGGCACAAGCAGGAGUUGCAGCGGCUCCGGAGUGCGCACGAGGAGGAGCUGCUGCGGGCGGAUGCACGCGCCGCCCAGCGCUGCCUGCACCAGGCCGAGCAGCUGCGCGAGCAGAUGGAGCGCGAGAAGGAGGCGCUAGGCCAGCAGGAGCGCGAGCGCGCCCAGCAGCGGUUCGCGCAGCACCUGGAGCAGGAGCAGCGAGUCCUGGAGCAGCAGCGGCGGCGGCUAUGCAGCGAGGUGGCGGCCGAGCGCGAGCAGCUGGGCCAGCAGGCGGCCAGGCAGCGGGCAGAGCUGGAGGAGUGGAGGCGGCAGCUGGAGGAGAACAGCUCAGCACUGACCCGAGCCCUGAGGGCCGAGUUCCAGAAGGGAAAGGAGGAGCAGGAACAGAGGCACCAGACGGAGCUGAAGGCCCUGGAGGAGCAACUGGAGUCGGAGAGGCAGGCGUGGGAAGCCCGGCGCACCAAGGAGGAGGAAGCCCGGCUGCUGAAGCGGGAACGGGAGCUGAGGGAGGAGAUCCGGAGAGGCCGGGACCAGGAGAUCGAGCUGGUCAUCCACCGGCUGGAGGCCGACAUGGCCCUGGCCAAGGAGGAGAGCGAGCGUGCUGCCGAGAGCCGCAUCAAGCGCAUCCGGGACAAGUACGAGACGGAGCUCUUGGAGCUGGAGCAGUCGGAGCGGAGGCUGCAGGAGCGGUGCGCAGAGCUGAGGGGCCGGCUCGGGGAGGCCGAGGGGGAGCACGUGCGGCUGCAGGGCCUGGUGCGGCAGAAGGAGAGGGAGCUGGAGGACCUGCGGGCGGUGAACGAGAAGCUGUCCAGCGAGCGGAGCAGCCUGGCCCAGGCCAUCCGCCAGGAGUUUGCUGACCGCCUGGCAGCCUCCGAGGAUGAGGCCCGGGGGGCCCAGGCCGCCCCCCGGCUGCAGGCCCGCCAGGGGCUGGAGCUGGAGGAGGUACACCGCAGGGUGAAGGCGGCCCUCACCAAGAAGGAGGAAGCCCUGAGCAGCCUCCGGAAACAGCAUGAGGCUGCGGUGAGGCGGGCCGAGCACCUGGAGGAGCUGCUGCAGCAGCAGAGACGGCCACUCCUGAGCUCCAAGUGACAACCAAGGGACGUUGUGGGACAGGACGAGGCUGGCCCUGAGACUGGCGCUAGUCCUGAGGGGUGGCACAGCUGAGGGCGGGAGGUAGGCAGCCUCCCGCCAGGCCUCGGAGUGCCUGGGUAUUUUCACAGUAAAAGAAUUUGUUUCGUA